AUGAUAGAAAUUGAAGAUCAAUCGGAUUACCAACAAAAACAAAUUAGUUUUUUAGAAUCUCAAGUAAUUGAAAAAGGAAAAAGAUUAAAUAAAAUUUUAUUAUUAGUAAAAGAAGAAAAAGAAUUGGAAAAUAAAAAAUUAAAUAAAUUAAAUGAUACACUAAAAGAACAAUCUGAUAAAAUUGAAAAUUUAAAAUUAACUUUAAAUAAUAAUAUAAAUAAAUUUGAAAAAGAAAAAAGUCAAUUAGAAAAUGAAUUAAAUGAAUAUAUUAGAAAUAAUCAAAUGAUAGAUUUACAAAUUACACAAUAUUUAUCAUCAACUUCAAAAAAUAACAGUGAUUAUGAUUUAAAUAAUAAAUAUAUUUUUGAAAGAAUUGAAUAUUAUAAAAACAAACAAAUUGAUUUACAAAAUAAAUUAUCAAAUUUAAAAACUGUUGACAAAGAAGAAGAAGAAUUAAAAUCAAAAUUUUUAAAAUUAUCAACAAUUGAAAAGAAAUUAAAUGAUAAAGUUUUAAGUUCUUGA
Messenger RNA from Dictyostelium discoideum AX4, 522 nucleotides. RefSeq lists its product as hypothetical. The transcript is spliced from 2 exons. The record is from RefSeq and is a predicted model, not a curated record. The coding region runs from base 1 to 522 and encodes 173 amino acids. NCBI's taxonomy places the organism in Eukaryota, Evosea, Eumycetozoa, Dictyosteliales, Dictyosteliaceae.